AUGGCCACAGCGCUGCAGCAACAAGAAAUGAGAUUUUAUGACCAGCAACAGAGCUUAGUUGCAUCUCAGCGGCAACUCAUUGUUGGGGAUAUUGUGGAGGAGAUGAGGAAAAUGCGCCGAGAUGAUCGAGCCAAGCUUGCUCACCACAUAGAUAUGCGUGUUGAUGACCUUGAGAGACGUCUGGUAUCGAAGCUUCAGCGUCUUCCAGCUACUGGGAUGUACACGGCAGAGGAUACACUUGAUUUCCAACAUCCGACGGAAACCAAAGGGCAGCUGCCUCAAGCCUCACAAAGUCUCAAUGAGGUUACAAGUGAUCCACAAUUGGGUGGUCUGCCUGCUACUGGUAUCGAAGGCAUCCGUGCUGAAGUCUGCCGGAACUUCAGGAGGAUUGCUGCACAUGAGCUCUCAGUGGGCAUCCGAGAUAUUGUCCAUGUUUUGUCCCCCGAGGUCGACACGCAAGGAUGGGUUCGUGUCCGUUUGCAGGGUGAUAGAGGUGGUACUGGCUUUGUGCCGGCCAGUGUUCUGAAGGUUGUCGAAUGA
This is a messenger RNA of Perkinsus marinus ATCC 50983, 540 nucleotides long. RefSeq lists its product as hypothetical. The coding region runs from base 1 to 540 and encodes 179 amino acids. The transcript is spliced from 5 exons. Gene Ontology annotation, molecular function: protein binding. The record is from RefSeq and is a predicted model, not a curated record. NCBI's taxonomy places the organism in Eukaryota, Perkinsozoa, Perkinsida, Perkinsidae.